CACCCCACCCGCUCCAAUGUCGCCGCCCCUCGAGCCGCACGACUACAUCGGCCUCUCCGCCCCCACCCCCUCCUCCUCCUCCUGCUCCUCCUCGCCCAGCCCCGCCGCCGAGGCCGGGCCCCGCCUCACGCUCCGCCUCGGCCUCCCGGGAUCCGAGUCCCCCGACCGCGACCGCGACGGCCCCGCGGACGACGUCGCGCCGGCGCUCACCCUCGGCCCCGCCCCCCACAAGGCCGCCUCCAAGCGCGCCUUCCCCGACGCCUCCCCCCACCGCGGGUGCUCCGCCGCCGCCAGGGCCGAGGACAAGCCGCCCUCCGCUGCCCCGCCGGCCGCCAAGGCGCAGGUCGUGGGAUGGCCGCCCGUGCGCAACUACCGGAAGAACACGCUCGCGGCGAGCGCCUCCAAGGCCAAGGGGGCAGACGACGGCGCGCCUCACUAUGUCAAGGUGAGCAUGGAUGGUGCCCCGUACCUCAGGAAGGUCGACCUCAAGAUGUAUUCCAGCUACGAGGAUCUCUCCAUGGCACUUCAGAAGAUGUUCAGCUGCUUCAUCACUGGUCAAAGCUCGCUGCGCAAACCAUCAACCAAGGACAGGCUCACUAAUCGUUCAAAUGUUGAUUCCCUCCAAGAUCAAGAGUAUGUCCUUACAUACGAAGACAAAGACGCUGACUGGAUGCUUGUCGGUGAUCUUCCAUGGGAUUUGUUUACCACAAUAUGCAGGAAACUGAAAAUCAUGAGAGGAUCUGAUGCAGCUGGAAUAGCUCCAAGAUCCCUAGAGCAGACAGGUCAGAACAAAUAAGAUUGACCUUCUUCCGGAGUAAAGAAAAUGAACCGAGCUAAGUUGCGAUGAUGUCGAUGGUCUAAAUUAUUCAUGUCAAGUACCUCAAAUAUCCCAAAUGUUAGUGUAGUUACACGUGUUUCUUAGACCUGUUUGUCAAAUGUCUGUAAUGUGAUCUGCUGAGGUAUCGCAAUUAUGGUUGACGUAUUUUCACUUGGAAGCUUAUGUGAGGAAGCUCUGCACUUCCUGAAUGCAAGCUUUCCACCCGUAUUAUUUCAUAUGUAUAUUCAAGUGUUGCACUACGUAUUAUGCUCUGUUGCAAUUAUCCAAUUGCCAAAAACUUUAUAUUGGCUACUGUCAAUGCAAUGCUCUGUUCUGAUCGAA
Aegilops tauschii subsp. strangulata is the source of this 1159-nucleotide messenger RNA. Its product is annotated as auxin-responsive protein IAA5. The record is from RefSeq and is a predicted model, not a curated record. Lineage: Eukaryota; Viridiplantae; Streptophyta; Magnoliopsida; Poales; Poaceae. Gene Ontology annotation, cellular component: nucleus. Gene Ontology annotation, biological process: regulation of DNA-templated transcription.